UAAGUGUCUCACUGACUCCAGAGAACCUGCAGUCAGUCACAUCACCUGAGCGCGUCGCCGCACAACCGACCCGCGUCGCGCGCGAGCUCCAGCCGCCGCCGUUGCGCGUGAUUUUCCACCUCCGGCCGUUGCGCGAUGCCGCUGCCCUUCGGCUCCCUGGUCGUCGCCGCCGGGAUCUGCGGGACCCUGAGUUUCGCUUCUCUCGCCGCGUCCCUCGGAACCGAGUACUGGUUCAUAAUCGAGAUGAAUCCCGCGAACGCGAGCGACGCGGAGGACUGGAGCUCCCACUCGGGGCUGUGGAGCGUCGGCGAGGGUGAGAAGAUGAAGGCAGAAGACUCCGCCACGUACUCCGAGAGCGAGCACGGCAUGCACAGUGCCAUCGUGGUGGUGCUGCCCCUCAGCCUGGUCCUGAUGCUGUUCGGGGGGAUCUGUGGACUCGUCAGCUCUCUGGCUCGGAGCCCCGUCCUGCUCGCGCGCACCGCCACCUACUUCUUCCUCUGCAGCCUGCUGACCCUGAGUGGCGCCAGUCUCUACAUCGUGUACUCGCACCGGGCCCUGGCGGAGGCCGAGAGGCUGGUGGGGCCUCAGGGCCUCGCCUCCGUGCGCACCUCCUUCGGCUGGUCUCUGGGUCUGGCCUGGCUCUCCUACGGCCUGGAGCUCCUCGCCGGUGCGUUGCUCCUGGUGGCGGCGCGAGCGGUGCAGCUGCAGCGCGGCGGCGGCGGCGGCAGUCCCGCCACGACCUGAGACGACGACGACGACGGCGGCAACGCAUGGAGGCCCGACAGCAUGCAGCGAGGUCACAAACAACAACUGUAUAUACACGUUAUAAGUCAGUAAAGUGCGCCCUCUUGUGGUUAAAAUGAAACGGCUCCUUAAAUCCAGUCAGUCUACCUGCUUGUUGUUAAACUAUUACGUGUAAUGUGCCAAACUCUCUUUAAAAUGACUUCAUAGAUACAUUUUCAUUCUCACGGCUUUUCAGAAUUGUGUAUAUUUUUAAAGCACAUUGUUGUCACUUUGUUUGUUUGAUGUUUGCCGAGUUGGAACACCAAGUCAAACCUAAAAGUGUUUUGUAACAUUUUAGUAACCUGUUUUUCUACUGAAAAUGUGAAAUAAAUAUGUGUUCCGUGUACAUUUCGGACAUGUUA
Molecule: messenger RNA, 1145 nt
Organism: Gasterosteus aculeatus aculeatus (three-spined stickleback)
Lineage: Eukaryota; Metazoa; Chordata; Actinopteri; Perciformes; Gasterosteidae
Gene: tmem235b
Product: transmembrane protein 235b
Cellular component (GO): apical plasma membrane
Source: RefSeq, a predicted model, not a curated record